Molecule: messenger RNA, 1989 nt
Organism: Lactuca saligna
Lineage: Eukaryota; Viridiplantae; Streptophyta; Magnoliopsida; Asterales; Asteraceae
Source: the annotation of a GenBank genome assembly
AUGCGUAUUGAGGAGUAUGAAGAAAAGUAUGAAAAAAUUUUCAACAAUGUCUCAACUGAAAAGAAUGAUAUGGAAGAUAUUAUUUUUCAUUGUCUAUCGAAGUUCCCUGAAGACAAUAAAACGAAGGAGAUGAUAAGAAAGUUUAGAGACAUAUUUUCAACUACACUUUUUUCUAGUCGAGAGAAAUCAGAAACUAUUAAGGAGAGAACUGAAGUCAAAUCAGAUAGAGAUGAAGAGCUUAAUAAAACAAACAUUUCUGAUUCUGAUGAUGAUAAAGAUGAAGGAAUGAAUACAAAGUUGGUUGCAUUUUUAGCUAUUAAACCAUUACAACAGAAGUUUCCAGAGAAUGAAGAAACACAAGAAGAAGAUCAAGAUAUGAAUGUUGAUGACCGAAUAAAUUUGGGUUUUGAGAAUAAUAUUGGCGAGGAAACGAUUAGACAUCCGCAUAAUCCAGAAAGAAAAAUAGAAUUUGAAGGCAUAAAUGUUGAUGACAAAAUAAAUUUGGCUUUAGUGGUGAAUAAUAUAGACGAGACUAUUGAAAAAAAGAAUUUAGAAGAUAAUGUUGAUAGCAAAAAUCUUGUUAAAGGUGGUGAAAUUAUUGGUGGGGAGAAUAUUAGGGAGGGGAAUAUUGUAGAGAAGGUGGUUGGAGACAACUUAGGUGAGAGCUCAAUAUUUACACCAAAACACAAUCCAAAAGGUAUAUCUGUUGAUUUUUCCCCUUGGUCUGAUUCAUUCAUAGAAAAAAUGGAUGAGGAUUUGCUUAGAAUAUUCUCAAACAGAAAUCCAGAUUCAAAUACAAUUCAAAAUCCAGUUGUCAGAUCUCCUGUUCCAAAAAAGCUAACAUUUGAAAAUUCAGAAUUUCCCUCCUUUGAUCUUCAAAUAACCCAACUAAUAAACAAUGCAGAAACUGGUGAUAAUUCUGAGGGUAAUGAUGAAGAUGGAGAAUUAGAAGGGAAUGAAGAGCAUAUUUUAGAUGAGAAAGGGAAAAAGGGUCAGAAUGUGAAUGAAAGAGGGAAAAGGAAGGUGACUAAUCCAGAUAUUUUUAGAUCACCUUUUGUGAAUAGGGUAAUUGACUUAAGUGAAAAAGUCAGUACUGAGCAAGAGAUAAUGGCGCAAAUCAUGUUUAGAUGCGUUGCAGACAAAGAUCCAAUGGAAAUGCUGUUUGAAACUGAGUCUGGAGACAUAAUGGAUAGGGUGCAUUUUGAGGGUAUGCGUCCAAAUCGUAAGAUACGUCCUUUCGUUAUUGAUUGUUGGGCUGCUGUUUUUAAUUUUGAAGAAGAAAACCUGAGAAACAAAAAAUCACCACCACGUGUCUUCUUCAACACUCAAAUUAUGACAGAAAAAUUACUGGAUUCUUCAAUACCUUUUGUUGAAAGAUCCCGACUUUUUGAUGAGGCUGUAAACAAUUACUUAUAUGACAUCAAAAGAAAAGUGGAUUUCAAUUCUAUUAAUCUGGUGUUUUUUCCAAUACACAACCGUGGUCAUUUUUAUUGUAUUCUUUUCAACCUUACAAAUCCAGAACAUAUAAUCAUUGACAACAUAAGAUACACCAAAAAAGUAGAAGAUGUCUAUGGAGAGAUUCCUAAACUUGUGCAAAUGUACUUUUCAAAGUUUUUGGACAACAAUCGGCGGGAUAAGGUUUCUUUGUUUAAAUCUAUGAAGCCAAAGAAAAUGAAAAUGGCAUGGCAAACAAAAACUAAGACAAAUGAUGAUGGUAUAUUUUUGAUGAGGCAUAUGGAAAAAUACAUGGGUGAGAAAGAAGAAAAAUGGGAUGUGGAACUGGGAGAAGAAAGUGUUAGGACAUCUAAAAAGAUUGCAAAGCUGCGUACAUUUUAUGUUUCUAAGCUAGCAAACCAUCAAAUCAACAAGCAGAGAAAAUUGAAUGUUACAGAAGCAUUGGAAUUUUCAAAACAUGAUAAGAAAACUAGGUGUAUGUUGGUGAAAGAAGGCAGUGAAGCAAGAGACAAUUUGGAAAUGAAGAACGUUUGA